This is a messenger RNA of Macrobrachium nipponense, 2233 nucleotides long. RefSeq names its product glutamate receptor ionotropic, delta-2-like. Bases 108 to 1532 code for a protein of 474 amino acids. Gene Ontology annotation, cellular component: membrane. Gene Ontology annotation, molecular function: ligand-gated monoatomic ion channel activity. The transcript is spliced from 10 exons. Lineage: Eukaryota; Metazoa; Arthropoda; Malacostraca; Decapoda; Palaemonidae. The record is from RefSeq and is a predicted model, not a curated record.
AGGUUCCCCUUCAGCAGGUAUCUUCAGCUGACGAGCAGGAAGAAGAAGUUUGUAGUUAAUCAAGAGUGCUUCUUCAGGAUAGUGCUUUGGAGUGACAUCCAGUGAAGAUGGGUCCUUCCCUGGACGAAGUCCUUAAAGACAACAGAGUCGUGCAGGAGAUGCUGAACCGCCCGGAUUCCUUCAAGUUCAAAAUUGCCCCGACGCUGAUACUCACGAUGGUGUCGUGGCCGACGCACACUCGCCUAAAUUUGGAGGACAUGAAUUCGCCCACCGUCCUCGCCGGCAUCCCCACCAAUUUCCCCAUCGAAGGACCCAUGUCGGAGGUGCUCAAGAUCCUCACGACUACAAUGAACUUCACGUACUUGCAGGUGGUCCCUCCAGAUGUGUCCUUUGGAACUCCUUAUCCCAACGGCUCGUGGUCUGGUAUGAUCAGGAUGCUGAUGGACAAAAAAGCGGAUGUAGGCCUAGGACCAUUCCAAGUGAUUCACAGCCGGUCCCAAGUGGUUGACUACACUCAUUCCCUUUGCUAUGACACCUUGAGCCUCAUGGCCGUUCGAGGCAUUGGCGUCACUAACCCUUGGGGUUUCCUGAUGCCCUUCACACCAAGAAUGUGGCAGGCGUUCUUCAUAGCCUUCUUCAUAAUUUGCAUUGCUGAUGUUAUUCUGGGUAUUGGAACUUACGAGACGAAUGUCAUUGCUCGAUUUGGAAGCGUGAUGCUGGACUACGCUAUGCCACCCAUGGGCCAAGCCAUGUGCGGCCGCAUCAAGGACUGGCGGCGAACGCUGGUCGGUUCGUGGGUCCUGAUCGCCCUGCUGGUGAACUCGAGUUACGAUGGGUCUCUGAGAUCCUUGAUGUCCGUCCGCCAUGUGCCACAUCCAUUCCAGACUCUGAAGGAUGCCAUCAAGGCCAAGAACCAGAAGCUCAUCAUCGAGCACCGAACAUCCUUCACGGAUAUCAUGAGUAGAGUAACUUCCGGAGAUGUAAGAAAACUCGACGACGCUGGAAAGGCUGGUCGAUACGUCGACCUCAAGAUGAGGGACUUCAUGUCCUAUUACCAUCUAGUCGAGAGGGGCGACCACAUCCAGAUCUUCGACAUGACGACCGCCUCGCGUUAUGUCGCCCUGUACUUCACGAAAACUGGGAAAUGUAGCUUCUACUUCUCCAAAGAGAAGUUCAUCCCGACGAUGUACGCCAUGACAAUGCGGAAGAACAGCCCUCUUCAGAAGCCCAUGAACGCCAGGGUCAUCAGAAUUUUCGAAGCGGGGCUCUAUGAUCAUUGGAUGAGGAGUGGCGUGGCCAACUACACAGCCUGCGCCAACCCGCCGACGGAGGUUCCUUCGCAAGAUCCCAUAGGAUUCUCUAGCAUUUGGGGACUGGCCGUUAUCUGGGCAGCAGGUAUGUCAGUGGCAGCAGUUGGUCUCGUCUUGGAAUUGGUUUACUAUCACCUGAUUGGAAGCCGAAGUUCUCCAAAGGACAAAGAUUCCAAAGUUGUGAGUCCAGAUAAUGAGGAAAAGAUCAAACCUAGCAUGUAACAGAAGUCAGGACUCAGUUUCAGGAAGGAAAAUUGAAAAAGAGUUCCAGAUAGGAAAUCCCCAUCGACCAUUGAUGAGAUAAAGUCGGUGUCAACGAAUAUUUACUUGGCCUCUUAGUAGUCGUGCACGGCCACCAUUGUUGGGCCCCAUCUUUAUCUUGAGUUUCCCUUUAUGUGGAACAUAAUCAUUGCUUCUUUUUGCAAGGUUUCCAUUAAAUACAUGCAAGAGCAUAUUGCCAAAAGAUGCUAUUAGAAUAUGUUGAAAGAUAACAAAAGAAAAGAAUGCUUAAAGAUGUUAAACUAUGCCAGUAAAGAUGCUGAAAGGGUCCAGAGAAAGAUGCAAGAAAAACAAUACUGGAAGAUGCCAGAAAACGGUUUUGCAUGACGUACACUCUACAAGUCAAGGCCUAAUACACAAAUACCUUGCAUGCAAUAAUUACUACUUUCCUGUAUCGUUUAUGAAAUCUAGUUCUAGUUUCCAACCCAGGUUAAUAAUCUCAUCCAUGUUAUCUGGUCGAGCCAUACCGUGAGAUCGUGAUUAGUUGUUAUUGCAAUUAUAUACGGCUUGCAAGUUGCCUCACCCACCAGGCUGAACAAUUUAAGCACAUCCGUGAAAUUCCAUUGUGCCUCUGUUGGCUUGACAGUGAGUUUGUAUCCGUUGUUGUAUGGUCUGUUAUGGUGUAUUGUAGAGAUCAUGAAAGU